GGCGAUGGGAAAACGAAAGAGACCUGCAUCUGAUUCCAUUCUGGAAGCACCCCACUCCAAUCCACUCUACAUGUCCCACGCUCAGACCCGGGUCCCUCACCGCCGUCUCUCGCGCUCCGGUAACCGCCUCCACCUCCGCACCUGACCCCUCCGCCUCCGCCUCCUUGAAAAUUCCUUUUGCUGCUCCAACCUGCGAAGCUAGUUCACUGUACUCUUGCUUGCUUAUAACGUAGCGUGCGGUGGACGGGGUUUGCCAGCGACUUCAAGAAAGGCUGCUACGUUUUGCCAUCAUAAGGGUCGUUAGGAGAUGGUAGAAUUGAGGCUUCCUAUGUUCAGUAUACAAUAAUACGGCCCUGUUGUUUCCAUGAACGCUUGCUACCUCGUCCAGAAGUCCCUGGAACAGUAGUUUGGACCUUUGAAUCCAGUUCCUCAAUAGAUUGCCCCAUGUUUGAAGAGAUGAGUCAUAUUCAGUAAUCAGUAUUCAGUACCCACUAAAUUUUCCAACGAGUUUAAAUAUCUUUUAUCCAUUCACAGGUAGAUAUAAUUUGAUGGGAAGAUGAAUGGUGCAGAGGAGGAGGAGCCGCCUCACGUCAGCAGCAUGCCCAAGACACAAGACGGUGUUACCAAGCCCAGUCUAGGGAAAGAGCCCAUCCCAGGGAGCGAGCUCUGGACGGAUGGGCUCAUCUGUGCUUUUGAGCUGGUCAAGAGUCACAGGAAGCCUGUUCAGCACAAAUCAUGGCUGGCAACUGAGCAGAUACAGGAGAAGGGCCCCACUAUGUGCACGAGGAAGCACUCAAGAAGGAAUGGGCACCAGAUCACUGAGCCGAAAGUGGAUGAGAGCAUUGUGUUGGAAAACCCCCAGCAGACUGAUUUCAGUAACGAUCCUUCAGUGCUCAAAGAUAGGCCAUUGUAUGCUGGGGAGAUUUUGGAUCAUAAAUGGGUGCCUAUUGGAUGGAAUAGGAUCGCCGAGCUGGUCCUGAGGGUUCAGUCAGACUCCAGCUGGGAGAAUGAGUUGAUGGAGAUGAGUGAUAGCGAGGAUGAUUACACCGUGGCUGAUCUUGCAGCUCCAUACUGGCAGCGCCCUGUGGGACCUACUUGGUGGUGUCAUGUCACCGCAGGCCAUCCUUCAAUAGAUGCAUGGUUGAAUAGCGCUCACUGGAUGCAUCCUGCCAUCAGAAUUGCACUGAGAGAUGAGAGCAAACUGAUAAGCGACCGGAUGAAGUACCUGCUCUACGAGGUCCCAGUUAGAGUUGCAGGAGGGCUGUUAUUUGAGCUUCUUGGCCAGUCAAUAGGAGACCCAAAUCAUGAAGAGGAAGAUAUACCUAUUGUGCUUAGGUCUUGGCAAGCACAAAAUUUUCUUGUUACAACAAUGCAUGUCAAAGGCCCUUCAUCCAAUAUAAAUGUGUUAGGAGUGACUGAAGUGCAGGAGUUGCUUCUUGCUGGUGGAAGCCAAACACCUAGAUCAGUGCAUGAAGUAAUUGCACAUUUGGUCAGCCGUCUUUCACGUUGGGAUGACAGAUUAUUCCGGAAAUAUGUAUUUGGGGAAGCAGAUGAAAUUGAAUUGAAAUUUGUGAAUAGGAGAAAUCAUGAAGAUCUUAAUCUUGUUAGCAUCAUACUGAAUCAGGAAAUCAGAAGGUUAGCAACACAGGUAAUCAGGGUUAAAUGGUCACUUCAUGCAAGGGAAGAGAUAUUAAUUGAGCUUCUCAGACAUUUGAGGGGUAAUGCCACAAGAGCUAUUCUAGAGAGUAUUAGAAAGUGUACGAGGGACAUGUUGGAAGAGCAGGAAGCUGUGCGCGGGCGCUUGUUCACUAUUCAGGAUGUUAUGCAGAGCACUGUCCGUGCAUGGCUACAAGAUAGAAGCCUCAGAGUUACACAUAAUCUGGCAAUUUUUGGCGGCGGUGGCAUGGUUUUAUCCAUAAUCACUGGCCUUUUCGGAAUCAACGUCGAUGGCAUACCUGGAGCGCAGAACACCCCCUACGCUUUUGGUUUGUUCGCGGGACUUCUCUUCUUUGUAGGGAUCGUCCUAAUCGGCAUGGGGAUGCUGUAUCUUGGGUUACAGAAUCCAGUUAACAGUGAGAAGGUGAAGGUGAGGAAGCUGGAGCUCCAGCACCUGGUUUCGAUGUUCCAGCACGAAGCGGAGCAGCAUGGCAAGGUCAGGGAAGGUGUUAGCCGGCAUGGCGCCUCGCCGAGUUCAUCCACGGCCUCUGAUGAAGGGUACAUUCUUAUCUCCUGAGAUGGGAGAUUUAUUUGCUGACGUGCAAGGUCUUGUUUUGAAAGGCUGGAACUGAAGAGAAGUCGGGUAAAUGGUAUACUUACACGUGUCUUAAGAAUUGUAAUUGGGGGAUUUGACAUCGAAACGUUGGAUAUGAUAAUUGUAGCAGCAGAUUGGCUUUCCUCUGUUGCUUGAGA
This is a messenger RNA of Zea mays, 2409 nucleotides long. RefSeq lists its product as uncharacterized. Gene Ontology annotation, molecular function: metal ion transmembrane transporter activity. Gene Ontology annotation, cellular component: membrane. NCBI's taxonomy places the organism in Eukaryota, Viridiplantae, Streptophyta, Magnoliopsida, Poales, Poaceae. The record is from RefSeq and is a predicted model, not a curated record. Gene Ontology annotation, biological process: transmembrane transport; metal ion transport. The transcript has 8 exons. Bases 557 to 2233 code for a protein of 558 amino acids.